This is a messenger RNA of Theobroma cacao (cacao), 2615 nucleotides long. RefSeq names its product Phox (PX) domain-containing protein. The record is from RefSeq and is a predicted model, not a curated record. NCBI's taxonomy places the organism in Eukaryota, Viridiplantae, Streptophyta, Magnoliopsida, Malvales, Malvaceae. Gene Ontology annotation, biological process: protein transport. Gene Ontology annotation, molecular function: phosphatidylinositol binding.
AAAAAUACUAAUAAAGGAAAAAAAAAAGUUGAGGGGAGAGAAGUGCGAUGGAAUUUUUGGCAUCGAGGACUUAAGAGAAGACCCGAGAAAGAGACAGAAGUCGAAGCAGGAGGGAGGUCAGCGGGGAGCCUUUGUUUGAUGUUCAAUUUCGAUUCGAUAAGAGAGAUAAAGAGAGAGAUCGGCGUCGUUUUGUAGGGAAGAAACGAUGAUGCAGAGACGGAGUCCACCGAAGCACAGGCACGACGGGACUUCGCCACUGCCUCUCGGGAUGGAUUGGAGUCCGCCUCCUCGUAAAUGGAAUGGGAGGGAAACUGUUUGGCCACAUGAUCCUCGAACUGGAUGGAGUUAUUGUGUUACAAUACCUUCUUGGAUUUUCCUUCCAAAAUCAAGAGAUUCAGAUCCUGUAGUGUUUUACAGGGUACAGGUUGGGAUACAAUCACCAGAGGGUGUUACAACUACACGUGGAGUAUUGAGAAGAUUUAAUGAUUUUUUGAAGCUAUUUACUGAUCUAAAAAAGACAUUUCCCAAGAAAAGUCUUCCCCCUGCUCCACCCAAGGGGCUGAUGCGUUUGAAAAGCAGAACACUGUUGGAAGAGAGAAGGUGUUCGUUGGAGGAGUGGAUGACAAAGCUGUUAUCUGACAUUGAUUUGUCAAGAAGUGUCACAGUUGCAUCCUUUCUUGAACUAGAAGCUGCUGCGAGGUCUUCAUUCCAAGAGGUAAACGAUCACUCUUCGGAAGCAAAUGUUGCUGGAAAUAACACAAUUUCAUCACUUGAAAUUCCUCCCAGUUCAAGCAUAUCUCAUCUUGCUGGUAGUUCAUCAAUCACAUCAGAUUAUGGUAGUGAUACUGCUUAUGAGACCUCUGAGCUUGGGACUCCAAGGUUAGGGAGAGAUGACAGUUCUGAAAUUGGUUUGGGAGAUCUGACAUUGGAUGAAGAUUUGACAGGUUCAAUAGAAAAAUUUGUUAAGUAUGGUAUGUCAAAUAUUGAUGAGGGACUAUUUAUGGGACAGACAAUUUUGGAGCAGCUUGAAGAUUUUCCAAAGCAUAAAUCACACACCAGAAACAUCAAUAAUACUCUGGGGAAAGAUACUUGUAAUGGAAAUGGGUCUAGAGUUUCAUUUCUUGCUGGUAAUGGGUUGGAACUUUUUUCUGAGACAGAGCCAGCUAAGAUGGCUGGUCAUACUCGAAAGCUAUCAACUGAAAGUGUUGGAAGUGAUGUGAGCUCUUUGAGAGGUAGUGACAUGUCCAACUCUGGGAUUCCAAACUUAUCUGUUGAUGGCUCUCUUGACCUUCCUGGAACUGCAGAAGUACUAUGUACCAUGGGAACUCUUGGAAACUCUGUUUCUCAGUUUUCAGGUGAUACCCAAAUAGUUAUUCCAUUGGAUCAGCGUCAUAAGAUGAAUAGGGUUCUUUUGACCAUGCAGCGGAGACUUGUCACUGCAAAAACUGAUAUGGAGGAUCUCAUAGCAAGAUUGAAUCAAGAAAUAGCAGUGAAAGGUUAUCUUAAGACAAAGGUUAAGGAUUUGGAAGUGGAACUUGAAAGCACCAAACAGAAAAAUAAAGAAAACCUGCAGCAAGCUAUCCUGAUUGAAAGAGAAAGGUUUACUCAAGUGCAGUGGGAAAUGGAAGAACUUCGACGGAAGUCAUUGGAAAUGGAGUUGAAGUUGAAUCCUAAACAGGAUGAGAAGCAAAUAACAGAGACAAUUAUUCGGUCUGCUGAUGAGGAGAAAGAUGCAAUGCUGCAAGAGUUAAAUGCUACUAAGGAGCAGCUGAAGAAUAUAUCAAGGCAGUAUGAAGAGCUAGAGGCAAAAUCAAAAGCAGAUAUUAAACUUCUUGUUAAAGAGGUUAAGUCUCUUCGGAAAUGCCAAAAACAACUGAAGCAGGAGGCUGGUCAAUCACUGUCAGAAAAAUCUGAAGCUGAGGUACAACUACAACAGGAAAGACAAUUCAGCAAGCAUGUAAGAACUGCUAGAGAAAACCUGUUAAAUGAAUGCCGGCAUCUUCACGACCGACUUCUCCAAUGCACUGUGAAUUUGUCCGCAGAUGAUGAUGAAAAUUUAAUCAAGAAUUAUUCCUUAGUUGAAGAUGCAUUGGAUUUGUUGACUACAUCUGAUGAUAAAAUCACCACCCUACUUGCAGAGGCACAACUAUUAGCCCAGGAAGGUAGCACUGCUGCUGACGACCACUACGAUACAAGAAUAGAUGAUGAGUUGAGGAAGAUCAUAGCAGACAUCUUCACCGACAACGCUAAAUUAAGAAAGCAGGUGAAUUCUCUCAUACGGCAUAGACUCAAAUGUGAUAUCAUGUCAAAGAAUAAUGAUAAGGAAUUAAACAAGUCCUCAGAAAGAUGAAAUGGGGUUAUGAAUAUUUGUAAUUUUUUUGUCUUACAAAUUAUCAUAAGGCACCCCCAAAGUCUCCAUUACAGUUCCCUGUAAUCAAUUACAUGCUGCUUUAAUUGCAUGAUCUUAACAACUAUACUUGUGAAUUUUGUGUUUACACGCAUACCAGUAAUGCCAGAGAAGAUGCCCUGUUAUGAUACUUGUUCUAUUCUAUCUUUUAAUCACUUUUAAUAACAAAGAGAGAUGAAAUGAAAAGCAUCAGAACAGUAUAUUCCCA